This is a messenger RNA of Monodelphis domestica (gray short-tailed opossum), 3916 nucleotides long. It is a transcript of the gene CMTM6, whose product is annotated as CKLF like MARVEL transmembrane domain containing 6. Gene Ontology annotation, cellular component: membrane. Lineage: Eukaryota; Metazoa; Chordata; Mammalia; Didelphimorphia; Didelphidae. The record is from RefSeq and is a predicted model, not a curated record.
AUGGGCGUGGCCUGAAUGCUUGGGCGUGGUCUGUGGGCCACGGGAUGGGAGAGGACUGGGGUUCCGAGGCCUGUGGGGCAUUGGGGCAGUAAGGUCUUCGUUGGCGCGAGUCAGGUCUUGGUUCACAUCUGCGGCUCUCCCUCUUCUCUUUGGCCGAGAAGCUCCGGCUCCUCCAACUCGGGCUCGCAGCUUCUUCAUCGUCCCACCUCGUCCUCGACCGCUCCCUCCGUCCUUGCCGCUGCCGCCGCCGGCAUGGAUAACAGGGAGGUGUACAGAUCCACCACAGAGGCGCAACCGGGCCCUACAAGCGGCCUCAACUGCUCCUUGGCCCGGCCCAGUCGGAUCCGGGGCCCCCUCAAGCUGGCUGAGCUGGGGCUGUCUCUGGUGGCUUUUGUCUGUGAAGAGGUCGUGCCCCGCUGCACGCGGUGUUCAGGCCUCUACUUUUUCGAGUUCGUCAGUUGCAGCGCCUUCCUCCUGAGCCUCCUGUUGGUGGUCGUCUUCUGUACCUGUUUGUUUGACAAAAUGGACAAAGACAAAGUGGCUAAGGCGGACCUCUUUAUCACUUUGAUAACUGGAAUUGCACUUUUGAUAGCAUCAAUAGUCUUUUUUCACACCACUGAUCGGACCAAACCUGAAAUUGCUGCAAUUGUAUUUGGAAUUUUAGCAAGCAUUAUGUUCUUAAUCGAUUUUGUUGUGCUGAUGGUCGAAAAAUAUCUGAAGUCCAAGACAAGGAAAUCUGAAAACGCCAAAGCAUCAGAAGUUACCAAGCCACUGAAUGCUUAGGCAAAUGGCUAGAGGAGGCAGGGACAAGAGGGCCAAGAAGCCACGGAGGAAGUGCUUAUAAACGAUGGCGUUUUACUCUACUCUCUGUAGAUUAGCUUCUUUUGUCCACUCACUUCUGGGGAGUUUGGGGUUGGGGAGGCUGAGGAGACAUCCAGUUUAGCUAGCACUUUCACCAAAGGGCUGUCCACAUUGCCUUCUUUCCAACUACUACUAAAGUGUGUGCCUUAAUGAAGACAUUUUGUUUUUACUAUUUUUUCUUUAAAAUCAUCAAGUGAUGAAUGUUUCUAUAAGACCACGACAGGACCCUUGUCUAGGUUGGCUUCCAGAUAGCAUUGUGGGUUUUUAUAAAUGGGAUGAAAUGUUCUUAUUGUCACUUGAGCUUGUGGAAUUAAUUUGCUUACUUGAAAUUUUGGGGGAGAUUUAAAAAAAAGAAAAACUAACCUACAAAUUGAAUGACUAAAUUGUAUCUUAAUUGAAUAAUAUUAUUUAACAUAUUUAAAAAGGAAAAAGUUUCAACUUUAUAGAUCCAAGAGUCUCACCUCUUCUCAUUGAGUAUCAAUCUUGGUGUGAUUGUCGCUCAGCCAUGAAGCAAAAUAGUCAUUCUUCUCCACCCCACUACCUUGGAGGGUCUUUGGCUAAUCUGCUGUAAAUGAUUUUCUGAUUGAUGCUAGGUUUGUAUGCAUAGUUUUAAAUACAGUGACAACCCCUAGUCCAUAAUAUAGUUUGGAUGUCUUAAUUACAUAGCAAGUAGGACACUGGCUCCCAGAUCGUUACUUGUUGACUUGGGAAAUGAAAAUGUGGGUAGAAAUCGGGAGAAGGAAGAGCAUUUCUCACUUGUAUGCAAGAAGAGACAUUUGCUGCCUCUUCCCUUGAUGUCAGAAAGGGGGUGCUCACUGUUACCUGGAAAGCUGCAGUUGUGAUAUAAUAUUUUAGGGUUGGCAUUGUUGGGCUCCCAGGUGCGCCAUCCAGCCACUGUUCUUUGCCUUCUUUGAGUGUCUGCCUCAUUCGCUUGUUUGUAUUGAACACAAUGUUCCCAAUCUUUCCUGACUACUGAAAAUCUUGAUUUUGAAAGUUGUUGGGAUGUGCAAACUGGAGCAGGGAACUUUGGAUGUCCCCUUUGGAGGGACAUUCCAGGUGAAGAAACUCCCUCCAGCAAAGCUGCCAUUCCUCUGGUCCUAGAGAACUGCCUAGAGGACAGAGUCUAAGUGAUUGACCUAGAGUCACACAGCUGUUGUGUCAGAGACAGGACUUGAACUCGAGCCUCCCUAGUUUGAGGCUAGCUUUCACCAUGGCUUCCUUUUUGGGCACAAAUACUGUGUUGUUUCUAACCUGAUAGAAUAGAGGACCAAGUGUCUAUGGGUGUGUGGGUGAGGGGGGAGGCUGGGGAAGAAUAUACUGUUUUGCUAGCCCUUCUCAAGGGAUGGACCAGGCAGUCUGUUUUCUUCUUCCUGCUGGGCUGCCUUCUCUCCACCAGUGAGUAUAGGAUAAAACUUCCCUUGUUUAGAACAUGGGUCCAAGACUCUCAUUCUGACUAGGUAUUCUCUACCUUGUUUGAGUUAUAGAUGGUGCAUUUUGAGCAGAAGAUUGUAUUGUGCUAUGAGACAGGGCAAUGCGCCUAUGAAAUAUCCUGGAACAUCCAUAAUACUGCUUGUUGUAAUGACUUUCCAUUCAAUUUAAUCUUGAAUAUAAAAAUGGAUUUUUCUUAAUUCUUAUAGAUUACUUUGUGGCCUCUGUAUCAGUGCUAGAAUGAGUUUAGCCUUUACUACUGAUGACUCAGCUCCUCACUGUUGCCUUAGGAAUUGGUAUUUCGCUGUGAAAAAGAGGUGAAGGAACCUGCAGUGUUCUGCCUGCUCAUGUGUCUGCCCCGCCCAGUCACAGUCUUCAUCCCACCCCAUCCCCACACACACCUGUUUGCUCCUCCAUGGACUUUCGGUCCUGGGCUCGGUGCUGCCUGUUCUUUCCCAAAGUUUCCUAACUGAUGGAUGGCCCACUGAGAUCAAAGCACCCUAAGCCUUAUUUCUCGGGCAUCUUCGGUCCCGUCAAGACAGAGGUUGUUUGGUCACCAGAUGAGACGUGGCUUUUGAGCAGCAUAAAGCUGGGAACUGAAACUGAAAAUGGGACCUGAUCAGACCAGUUUGGAAACUCCCUUUGGGAUGUGUGAGAAUGGAGACACAUAGACAUUUUGAGGCCAGGUUAGAAGUUAAAUCGGCUCAAGCUUCCAAGUGUGCUUGAAAGUCCAGAGUGUGUGCACUGACCUCUGUUGUCUCUAGUAGAGAAUUCCAAGCUCUUUAAGCUUGAGAAUGUGGUUUCUUCUGAGGGAGAUCAAGUAACUGGACUGUGGACUGUCUAUACUAACUCAGUGUUCUAGGUCUUGGCAGAACUCUUGUUGGCAACUUUAUCUUUGAAACAUCUAGUUGUGGCUUGUUUAGUAACAUAAUUUAUCUCUUUAGGAAAGGAAUGGGGGAGUGGGAGGUUUAGGAAUCUCUCUUUUGCACUUUUAAGCUUAAACCACUACUUUCCUGAUGACUUUGUGUUCCCUGAGAUAUCUGGGUUUGGCUGUUCUAUGAGGUUGAGGCCACAGGUAUGCAGAUGAAAUGGACUUCAUUUUCAUCUUCAUUGACUUGAGUGGUCAGAAUUGUUUCUUUUACAAAUUUAUGGAUUGGACCCUUUAUUUGUAAAUCUUACAAAAUUCCAAGCUGCUAUAUAUUGAAGAAAUAGUUAAUGGGGGGAAAAGCUAUCUUAAAAAACUAUCAGAGAUUCAGAGCAAAAUUAGAAACUUGAAUAUUAAUGUCCUUUAAUGAAAAAUCUAUUAAAAGGCUCUUUUACGUUGUUAAAUUUUCAACUUUUGCUGAUGUAAUUAAUUCUCUUUGCUUUCUGUUUAAUUUUAAUUUUCAUUGGUUCUUCAGAAAUCAUAGAGAGAAAUUUUUUUUAAUAUGAAAGGGUUCAUAGUUGAAUAUGUUGUUUGUAUUUGGGUAUGUCUCUUUUAAUGUUAUUUGCAACCUGCCUUUUGUAUAUAUGUUACUUUUUAAACCUGUGGCCUUUUUAUCUGCCUUGUUUUUGUGGUGCUUUUUAUAAAACAAAUGGUAAAAUUUUGUAAUCCUGUUUUUGAAUAAAUUCAUUUUACUAAACUCGU